UCACAGGCACAGAACAAAAAAAGUUGAGCGCAACGAUAUGUAGACGGACAGUUGGGAGGUUUUUUUUUGUUCUAGUUGUGUUGCGACUAAUCGAGUCCCACCAGUUUGUGCAUAUAAAGGUGAGCGAGGCUGCACUGAGGGGAUCAUAAGGAGACGACGGAGGCGCUUCAAGCCCGGGGAAAGAAGUGCCGUGAGAAAGAUACGGUCUCUUUCACACACACAUACACACGCACACACACACACACACACACGCACACGCACACACACUCUCACACACACUCCACUCACUCACUCACACUCCACCACAGCCGCGCCCGGAUCACAUCCAGCAGCGAGGCGCUCUCCCUGCUCUCCUGCUAUAGCAUGGCCAGUUCGAGUAAAGCGACUUUAAUCUUGCUCAUCUACGGAAUCUUAAUGCACUACAGCGUCUUCUGCACACCUAUCGGACUAAGUUACCCUAAGAUUAGACUUGAAAACGACGCCUUCGACGAGGAUGGGAAUUCACUAUCCGACAUGGGCUUCGAUAGCGACCAGAUUGCCAUACGAAGCCCACCGUCCCUGAGCGACGACUCGUACUCCCUGUACUACCCGCCGGAGAAGAGAGCAGAGAGGCAUGCUGAGGAAGAAUUAGAUAGAGCCUUGAGGGAGAUCCUGGGUCAGUUAACAGCGAGACAUUAUCUGCAUUCUCUGAUGACAAUUCGUGCAGGUGAAGACAACAGCAUGGAGGACGAGUCGGAGCCCUUGUCCAAAAGACACUCGGACGGGAUCUUCACCGACAGCUACAGUCGCUACAGGAAGCAGAUGGCCGUGCAGAAGUACCUGGCGGCGGUGCUGGGACGCAGGUACAGACAGAGAGUUAGGAACAAAGGACGUCGACUCGCCUAUUUGUAGCGUCGUCGCAAGCGGCCGAACCGCCCCCUCCUGCUGUACAUACAUCCAGUCGUUAACUCAAAGUCAUUCAGAUAUAUCUGACCAACCAGUGGAUUGCGCCUGUGUUCUUUCAACAUGUAUUUAUGUAUGAAGUAAAGCCAUUAAAAUGAAUAUUUUAAUAAUAAUAUCGUUUUUUUUUUCUUUUUGUACAAACAAACAACAACAAAAAAAAAAGAAGACGCACUUGACACCGGCACAGUUGUGGACCAAUAUUUUAUUUUUCAUGUUAAAGAUGUUGAAAACAAAACAAAAUGACAAAAAAAAAAAAAAAUAAGACAUUAGAAGAAGAAGAAAAGAAAAGAAAAAAGAAAAAAAAAGGUAAUUGUGCACCUUCAACGUUAUGCGCUUGAAAUCUUUAAAGGUCAUCUACAUAUGCAGAAAAUAAAUAGAUUUUAAAAGACAAUCAAAGUAUUGAAUGUUAUACUUAUUUUUGUAACCAACGUUCUAUUUUUUUAGUGUUGUUUGUUUUUUUUUUGUUUUGAAUUUUCUUUCCAAAUAGGCCCAAAGAAGCAGUGAGCAUGCUAUGUGAGGCAUAUCCGGCUUAUGCUAAAUGAUAGAUGUUGCCCUCCUCCACCCUCCUCCUCCUCACCCCCCCCCCCCCUCUGUGGGUUUGUGCAGCUUGCAGCCCCCUCCAUGGGAAUUCGGAUGGUUUUUGGGUUGAACAGCCUCUCAUUUGAUGGAGAACCGAUUGACAUGGCAUGAUCCUUCAUGUGAACUGGUGGUGGAACCCAACCCUCUUUCAAAACACACAAAAACAAAUAUCACUGCAGACUUUUUUCCAAAGGGCGCAUUAGUUGCCUUGACAGAAAGACAAAGGAAGCCCACAAGUUGUUGUUCACAGUAAGCAGCGAACACUGCUUGCUCACUCGCCUCACAGUGUAGGAGACGCAUCACGCUCGACCUUGCCUGUGCAAAGAAUGUCCCAUGUGUGUGUGUGUGUGUGUGUGUGUGUGUGUGAAUUAUGUACAGAGCAGAAACCACACAGUGCACAUGUUCAUCUCAUUCAUGUCGUCUGUGGUCAGUCAACAGAAAGUUAUUUUUUUCCCGGAGGAAUGUGCUUCAGCUGUUGAUUGUAUGUUGGGCAGCACGACACACACAUGUAUAGAGAAAGGACCCCGAACAUGUGAGAAGCAGGAAAUGUAACAUGCUUUGUGACAAGAGGCGGAGAGGAGAGGUAGCAGCUGAGUUACAGUUAGGCCUAUUUAACUUCUUUGUAAUGUAGUGAGUGGUGCAUGUGUUUGCCUAGAAACUUGCAUGCCGUCAUGCUUUUGUUGGAUUGUGCUGUCUGGGAGGUGGGCUGUGCAAAGGCCCCAUUUCAGCACCACUCUUCCCCCCUCCUCACAUGUGGUAGAGAUGUGAACAAGGAGGGCUGGCGGUGGUGGAGACUGGUACUGCACUGACUUGUUGGAUUUCUACCUCCCAUGCUUCUCGCACUGUGGAUAUCACAAGGCAAGACUCCCUCCUAGCUGGUGUUUGCCUUUUUCCCGGUAGCGUUUAAAAAAAAAAAAAAAAAGAGAGAUUAUUAAAAGAUUAUUUUGCAACUAUAUAGAUCGCCGUGCUAAACUGCUGUUCUGACAUGUGCCGUGGUUCAGUUGGUCAGAUGAAGCUGAUCUAUGUUAGAUGUCUGCUUGGGUAUGCGUGCCAAGUGAGGAUGUGAUGGAGAUGAGAGUUUGGGAGAGGUGUGCAUGGGAGAGAGAGAGAGAGAGAGAGAGAUGGAAAGCAAAGGAGUCUGUUACAUAAGAGACAGGUUACAGCACCCAUGAGCCAGGGAUGGAAAGAGAGUGCUGUCGCACCUGAAACAAAUAGGUGGCGAGAUCCUCGGCGGCAGCCGCUGCCACCUGCCAAAGGUAGAUCAGGGUCAAUGAGUCUGAUAGGAGAUGUCAGAUGUUGAAUUCCCUUCACUUUGGUCUCAGCAGAAGCAUUAACAAGACGUGAGUGAAGCUGGACGAGGCCACUCGGAGUUUCCCCUCUCGCGCGAUAGAGCGGAGGCGGAUGAAAAAAUUCUGCCCUCCAGCAGAGGGAUCUUCCUCCUGACUUUCAUUACAGUGAUAUCUUAUGUAUUUAUUCAAUAUUAUGCAAAUGCAGCUUUAUGCACCCCCCCCCCCCCCCCCCCCCCCUGCAAUCUGAUCAGUGGCCUGUGCUCCCCCAUGGAAACUAUCAAUACACCUUCUCUUCAAUUUGGCUUUAUCCUGCAAGCUUUGUGAGAGAGAGUGUGUAAGGGUGUGUGUGUGUGUGUGUGGAUGGAGAUGUUUGCAUACUGGUGAGUGUUUGUGUUUUUGGUCUGAGUGUGAGUGUGUGUAUUCAAUGUGCGUGUGAACGUGAGCGACUGAGGAGGUGGAAACAGCUUUUGGCUUUUGGUGCCUUGCUUCGACGUGAGAAAAUAUAUAUAAAAAUUCGCCACAAGUGACAGAUGGCAAUUUAAGUGGCCCUACAAUGCUGCAGUCCAUUAGCUUACAUUGAAACUUCCUUUUACUCUUUUUAAAUGCUCGGCUUAGUCUGCCCCGAUAGUAGUAGAAUUAGGCUUUCUUUCUUUAAAGCAUGGCCGAUGAUUUCUUGAGUUUCAAGAAAGAAAAAAAAGGAAAAAAGAAUAGAAUGUAUAUGUUGAUGGAGCAGGCAGUGUGUGUGUGUGUGGGUGUGUGCAUGGGUUUGGGGUGUUCAGUGUCUGUGAGAGUUGUGAACAAUGACCAGUGUUUGUUUCUGUUGAUGAUGAGGUGUUGUUGGUUACUUUGAUAUUGGUCAGUAAUCUAUUAAUCAGAGAAAAGCACCGAGAUAUUAUUUACAACGUUGUGCAUCAUCUAUCUAGAGUAAAAACGGGGUUCAGAGCAAGAAAAAGAGAUUUUGUUCAGAUCAUAGAAAAUGUCUGUUGUUGAUAUUUCUGAAAGCGCCAAACGCCUUACUUCAAUGUUUAAUCUCUUAUCUAUCUGAAAACAAUGUGUUUAAAAAAAAAAAAAAAAGAAGUGAACAUUAGUACAAGUGACAUCAUUAUACACACAGGAGUACCUUAUAUGGGGUUUUGCGUUUCUCAAUGUUAUGAAAGUGUUGUAAGAUUUGUAUGAAUAAAUUUUUGUAAACAACA
Messenger RNA from Scophthalmus maximus (turbot), 4006 nucleotides. It is a transcript of the gene adcyap1b, whose product is annotated as adenylate cyclase activating polypeptide 1b. Lineage: Eukaryota; Metazoa; Chordata; Actinopteri; Pleuronectiformes; Scophthalmidae. The transcript has 5 exons. The record is from RefSeq and is a predicted model, not a curated record. Gene Ontology annotation, biological process: regulation of protein localization; neuropeptide signaling pathway; positive regulation of protein kinase activity. Gene Ontology annotation, molecular function: neuropeptide hormone activity; peptide hormone receptor binding; pituitary adenylate cyclase activating polypeptide activity. The coding region runs from base 364 to 891 and encodes 175 amino acids. Gene Ontology annotation, cellular component: perikaryon; neuron projection; extracellular region.